Messenger RNA from Ascoidea rubescens DSM 1968, 1903 nucleotides. RefSeq lists its product as uncharacterized. NCBI's taxonomy places the organism in Eukaryota, Fungi, Ascomycota, Saccharomycetes, Ascoideales, Ascoideaceae. The transcript has a single exon. The coding region runs from base 197 to 1726 and encodes 509 amino acids. The record is from RefSeq and is a predicted model, not a curated record.
GCUGCAAGACGUUGUACAACCACAAGAGCAAGGGGCGAGACAACGCAGACAUGGUGGUGGGAGGUAAAAGCAGCAAAGGAGGCAGCGGGCGAAGAAGCACGAGAAGCACGAGAAGCGCUGGGCACGUGUGCAGAGGGCACGGAGGACAGAAGAAGAGAAGAGAAACAAGCUCAGAGCAGCAGCAGCAGCAGCAGCGAUGGGUCUGAACAAGUGUGUCAAGUCUGUGGAGGACGUGCUUUCGAGCCCCAGGUCCCCCAGGUCUUCCUCCAGCUCACCUGAGCUACGCUACGCCAACGCCAGAAACAUCAACCUCAGCAACUCCAAGUUCCAGUUGACGUCCCCAAGCUUGGUGGCUACCUCUGUCGACAAAAACACCAAGAUAAAUGGCAGGAUAGUGCCCACCUCCUCCACCAUUUCCUUGCUAUCGCUUAACCUCUCCAACCAUAGCUCCUGUCUCUCCAACGUCGUGGAGGACUCUCGUCCUGACCAGCUGCCAGAUCCUCUUGGAAGCCCCAUGAAGCCCAUCAACGAAACAGCCUCAGGCCUAAAUGCAAAUCCCAACUCAACUUCAAAUUCAAACUUGAGUUCUCUCACUGGCCUAAACAGCUCCAACUCCAACUCCACUUCCAAGCUAUCCUCCUUGACAAACAACAAUCUAAAAUGGUCCAGAAAUGUCUUACAAUCCACGCAUCAAAAGAGACACCAGCACUACCAUUCAUCGUCUCUAUUGAGCUCCAGACUUCCCUCUUCCUCCAACUUGGCCAAGUCCUACACCUCUCCCAAGACUAUCCCUAUAAACAACCCAAUAAUACAAAAUGAUAAGCUAAUAAUUGGCACUCCUGACUCUCCAAGCUUGGGUCCAACAUCUGUGACUGGCUCUCCAUCGAAAUACAUGCUAUCAGGUCAGGGCUUGCCCGAAUCUUUAUCCUCAUCUUUCAACACCAGUUUUUUGCUAUCAAAUCCUAAUCCUAAUCCAAAUCUAAAUCCACAUUCAGGAUUGAAUGUGAACAUGAAUCCUACCAGCUACUUGACAACCUCGGUCAGCAAUUUGUCUUUAUCAAAUUCCAAUGUUUACUCAAUAAAUAACAACAAUAACAAUUUUGGUAACACUAAAGCUCUAAGUCCUACAAACGAGUUUCAUUUCAAUGGCCUUAACAUUGGCUCUGCAAGAAAAAAUUCAAUAAAUAAUAUACCAAUAAAUAAUUUCAACACUAACAAUAACAAUAACAAUAACAAUAACAAUAACAAUAACAAUAACAAUAACAAUAACAAUAAUAAUAACAUAAACUUUAGUAACAGUUACAACAGUAAUAACUACAAUAAUAACAGCCAUAACAUCAACAUAACCAACAUCAACAAUGUCAAUUUCGGUUACUUGUCCCCAAAAUUAAACCCUGUUCAAACCCCAAAUGGUGAGAUAUCUAUGACACCGCUAAUGCUAUCAUACUCAAAUUUCAACUCAAAUCCAAACUCAAGGAGAGCCUCAAUGACAGCAGGUUUAAAUAUACCCUCAAAUGAAUAUAACUUUAAUGAUAACUCCAUUAAUAGCAAUAAUAUCAAUAUCAACAAUAAUAGCAACAACAACAACUUUAAUAAUUUCAACAACUUCAACUUUAAUAACAGCUUCAAUAACCAUAAUGGCCACAAUUAUAGUAAUAGUUUCAGUAAUAAUGAGGACAAUUUGAUAUUCGAAGAAGAUGAAAACUCAUCAAAGAAAAAUCUAUGAUACAUCCUUCCAUAUUUAGUUUCACUCUACUCUUGUUUUGCUUCCUUAUUUCUUCUUUUUCUUCUUUUUUCUUUCUGAUUUAUAUCUUCCUGGUUAUUAUCGAUUGUUUUUUUAUAGUCUAUAACUUAUACACCUCGUUUUCUGUAACCUUUCUUGCAUCGUUCAACGCUUUCCCAC